UCGGCAAUGACGCGUGCGAAGAACAAAUUAAAAAGCAUAUAUCCCCUUAAAGCGACUUCGCAGCAAAACCUCUUGUCUCGUUUAUCUAUAUAAAGAAAAUUUAGUAGCAAACUUCUCGAUUCCUUGAUUCGUGGGAAAAAGAAAGUCUAGAUUUUUGUGGAUUUUGAUUUUGUGAUUCCGUGAUUGUAUGAACUUGAGCCGUUUUGCUUCGAGAUUAAGAAUGGCGGAAGAAAUCUCAAAGACGAAGGUGGGAUCUUCUUCUACUGCUUCGGUGGCUGAUUCAUCUGCUGCUGCGUCGGCUGCAACGAAUGCGGCCAAAUCAAGAUGGAAAAUUUUGUGGCCUAAUUCGCUCCGGUGGAUUCCUACGUCCACCGAUUACAUCAUCGCCGCCGAGAAACGUCUUCUCUCCAUCCUCAAGACGCCUUAUGUACAAGAGCAAGUCAGUAUUGGUUCAGGACCACCAGGUUCUAAAAUCAGGUGGUUUAGGUCUACGAGCAAUGAGUCACGUUACAUCAACACUGUUACAUUUGAUGCCAAGGAGGGAGCUCCUACACUCGUCAUGGUUCAUGGUUAUGGUGCUUCUCAAGGGUUUUUCUUCCGUAAUUUUGAUGCUCUUGCCAGUCGAUUUAGAGUGAUCGCUAUUGAUCAACUUGGGUGGGGUGGUUCAAGUAGGCCUGAUUUUACAUGUAGAAGCACAGAAGAAACUGAGGCAUGGUUUAUCGACUCCUUUGAGGAAUGGCGUAAAGCCCAGAAUCUCAGUAACUUUAUUCUAUUAGGACAUUCUUUUGGAGGCUAUGUUGCUGCUAAAUACGCGCUUAAGCAUCCUGAACAUGUUCAACACUUAAUUCUGGUGGGAUCUGCUGGGUUCUCAGCAGAAGCAGAUGCCAAAUCAGAAUGGCUCACUAAAUUUAGAGCAACAUGGAAAGGUGCAGUCCUAAAUCAUUUAUGGGAGUCAAAUUUCACUCCUCAGAAGCUGGUUAGAGGAUUAGGUCCUUGGGGUCCAGGUCUUGUAAAUCGGUAUACAACUGCAAGAUUUGGUGCACAUUCGGAGGGAACUGGGCUAACAGAAGAGGAAGCCAAAUUGCUAACCGAUUAUGUGUACCAUACUUUGGCUGCAAAGGCUAGUGGAGAGUUAUGCUUGAAAUACAUCUUCUCAUUUGGAGCAUUUGCUAGGAAGCCCCUCUUACAAAGGUAUGUCCACCAAAAACAUUGCUGAUAAAGUUUCUGCAUACUCACACUCGAUGACUCCUCUUUUGUGUGCAGUGCAUCAGAGUGGAAAGUGCCAACAACGUUUAUCUAUGGAAUGAAUGAUUGGAUGAACUAUCAAGGUGCGGUGGAAGCGAGGAAAUCCAUGAAGGUCCCUUGCGAAAUCAUUCGGGUUCCACAGGGUGGUCAUUUUGUGUUCAUAGACAACCCAAUUGGUUUUCAUUCUGCAGUGCUUUAUGCUUGCCGCAAGUUUAUAUCUCAAGACUCCUCUCAUGAUCAACAACUCCUAGAUGGUCUACGAUUGGUUUAGUCAUAGUAUCUUGUUCCUUUUACCUUCCAAAUUUAUUCUAUAUGUGUAUACAAGUAUAUAUGAAAAAGAACAUAAAAAAGAAUUACUUUCUUUAUUUGAAUAUUCGGUUGUGUAUUGGAGUUUCAAGUCCUCUUUCCAUGUCUAAAAGUUCUAUUUGUAACGUUCUUGAUUUCACUCUAAAACCUCUUAAAGUGUUUCAAAUGUGAUCUCAUUAUCGACAUCCAAGUUGUAAUCUUUCACAAUCCACAAUAAUCUUUUAUCUCAUUUUUUACAUUUUAC
Messenger RNA from Arabidopsis thaliana (thale cress), 1795 nucleotides. RefSeq names its product alpha/beta-Hydrolases superfamily protein. The transcript has 8 exons. Gene Ontology annotation, molecular function: 1-acylglycerol-3-phosphate O-acyltransferase activity. Lineage: Eukaryota; Viridiplantae; Streptophyta; Magnoliopsida; Brassicales; Brassicaceae. Bases 188 to 1216 code for a protein of 342 amino acids. Gene Ontology annotation, cellular component: cytoplasm. The record is from RefSeq and is marked reviewed.